Molecule: messenger RNA, 981 nt
Organism: Nelumbo nucifera (sacred lotus)
Lineage: Eukaryota; Viridiplantae; Streptophyta; Magnoliopsida; Proteales; Nelumbonaceae
Molecular function (GO): protein binding
Source: RefSeq, a predicted model, not a curated record
AUGGCAGUGCGUGAGGAUGAAGAAGCUAUUUUGCUAUCACCAGGGAGACGAGUGAAGUUCUUGUGCAGUUAUGGUGGGAAGAUAUUGCCAAGACCAAUAGAUGGUCAGCUCAAGUAUGUAGGUGGUGAAACCCGAGUUAUAGUAGUCCCUCGUGAUAUUACUUUCUCAGAGUUGAUGAAGAAACUGACUAGACUAUUCGAAGGCGAUGUAAUCCUCAAAUAUCAGUUGAUACCUGAGGACUUGGAUGCCUUGGUCUCUGUAACAUGUGAUGAGGACGUCCAACACAUGCUGGAUGAAUACGACAGUUACAAUGUGACGACGUACAAUGAAGGGGGAACGCCGAGAACACCGAGACUACGAGCCUUCUUGUUUCCAUCCAACCCAGUUGUAAUCGAGGACCAAGUGAUGACUACUGCUACCGACACCCAAGCACUUGAGCAGCACUACGUUGAUGCCAUCAAUGGAGUUGUACGAGCACCCAUCAAAAUAAAACGUUCCUUUAGCAGCAUAUGCCAUCAGAGCUUCAGCUUUUCAUCACCUAGGGCCUCAUCCCCUAAGUCAUCAAUUCCUCAGUUCGAUCCAGCUGCUGCAUCAAAUAAUGGCUACUCAACAACAACAACUAGUCGUGCCCGCCAGAUGCUGCAAAGAGUUCAGAGCUCUCCUGACCUAUUCAGUCAACUUGGUCAUCACCGGCUUCAGCCACAAUUACGCACCUUCUGCCAGCAGCCCUCGAGACUUCAGGGUGCAUAUAAGGGUGGUGGAAAUCGAAGGCUGCAGCCGACCUUGUCGUUUGGCCGACAUGAACUCGAAAGGAGAAUGCUGGCUCGUUCCUACAGUGGCUGCUACUCACCGACAAGGCAGCGCAGAGGAAAUGGAGGACGGGGACGCAUGAACUCUGAACAUAAUAAUGAUGGACGUGGUGUUAACCAGAAUGGAGAGCUUGAAAUGGUGGACAGAUUUCCUCAGCAAACGUUAGAGUAG